Messenger RNA from Rotaria sp. Silwood1, 2355 nucleotides. Lineage: Eukaryota; Metazoa; Rotifera; Eurotatoria; Philodinida; Philodinidae. The record is from the annotation of a GenBank genome assembly.
AUGAACGAAAUCGACUUUGAAGAAUGUCUCAAAGAUUCUCCUGCUUAUCGAAAUCAACUUCGACAAGCAACAAAUCAUAUCGAUAUGUUAGAAGAUCGUUUAGAACAGAUGUCAAAAUCAUGUACUUCUGUAAUCAAUAAUGGGAAAACAUUUGUACAAGAAUUUCAAAAAUUUCUUAAAUCUAUUUAUGAUGUUCGUGAAUUAUUUUCUUCUGAUGAUGUAACUUAUAAAAGUUUGGCAAAAUUUGGUGAAUAUUUAAGUGAAAUACAAGCACUUUUUUCCAGUUUAUUUGAACAAACAACAAAUAGUGUUCUAAGAACAUUAACACGAAUGUUAAAAGAAGAUAUAAAAAAAGUAAAAGAUCAAGGAAAAUUAUUUGAACGUUUAAGUUCUGAUUAUGAUAUUGCUUUACAAAAGAACGCCGAUGCAUCAAAAACUAAACCUCAUGUAUGUGAAGAUACAAGUAAAAUUUUAAUAGCAACACGUAGUUGUUUUGGUCAUACAUCAAUCGAUUAUACGUAUCAAAUAAAUGUUUUAUUUAAUCAACAUAAAAUCGAAUUAGUUGAAUUAUUACUAUCAUAUAUUAAUAUUCACAAAGCAUUUUUUCAUCAAGGACAUGAAUUAUUAUCAAUAGAUACUGAACGAGAUUUUAAUAAAAUUACAUCACAAUUAACAAAAAUGCGACAAGAUAAUGUUCAAAAACAAAAAAGUUUAGAAAAAAUUCAUGAUACAAAUCAAAGAAAAUGUAAUCUUGAUGAUAACAGAACUGUUGAAGUAUCAUUAGAAAAUCAGUUAUCUGUGCCAAAAGAAAAUUUACCUCGAAAUGGAUCUCAACAAAAUUUAUCGAAUAGUCCUAAUACACCAAUAGCAGGUGUUGAACCAACUAAACAAGGUUAUUUAUUCAAACGUUCCCAUAAUAAAUUUAAAACAUGGAGCAGACGUUGGUUUUUAAUUCGAAAUGGUCAAUUGCUUUAUAUGAAACGUAAUAAUGCAAGUUCAACCAAUGAUAAUUCUCAACAACAAUUACCACAGUCAAUAAUGGUACCUGAUUUACGUUUAUGUUCGAUUCGUUCCGUCAAUGAUAUUGAUCGUCGAUUUGUUUUUGAAAUACUAUCACCAAAUAGUUCACAUUUACUUCAAGCUGAUUCUCAAGUUCAAUGUGAUCAAUGGAUUAAUUCAUUACAAUUAGCAAUAAAAAAUUCAUUUAAAUCAUCAAGUGAUAAUAUUCAAAAUUCAGCUUCAUCUUCACCAAAAUUAAAUGAUGAUUCUUCAAAUACAGUCUUAGCAGAAAAAAUUGAAUUCAAACAAAAAAUGAUUAAAGACAAAAUUGAAUAUGUACAUUCACUUCCGGGAAAUGAAAAAUGUUGUGAUUGUAAUGCAGAUGGACCAGAAUGGGCAUCAAUUAAUUUGGGAAUUUUACUUUGUUUAAAUUGUGGUGGUGCUCAUCGAGGUCUUGGUGUUAAUCUUUCAAAAGUUCGUUCACUCCAUAUGGAUACAUGGGAUUUAGAAACCUUACUUGUUAUGUCUGAAUUGGGUAAUUCACUUGUUAAUGAAAUUUAUGAAGCACAAAUAUCAAACGGAAUGCAAAAACCUAAUGCUGAAACAGAUGCUGUUACACGUCGAGCAUUUAUUGAAGCAAAAUAUGUUCAAAAAGCCUUUUUACAUCCAUUACCAUCAACUAAUGAAAUGCCUUCGUUCACUCGUUCUAUCAAACGAUCGCAUAUCAUGAAAAGUUCAAUAUCCAAUAAUAAUAAUGAUAAUACAUCAAAACUAUCUCAUCAUCAACUCUUAUCAAACAAAACACCACCAACAACACCUGAUCAUGAUAUAAUUAAUCAAGAUAAACUACCAUCAAUAUGGAAUAUGAAUACAUAUUUAUAUGAAGGAGCUGGUCAACGUAAUGUUAUAAUGAUGCUUCAUGCUUUAGCAUUGGGUGCAGAUAAAAAUUUUAUUAAUGAAAAUGAUCAUGGACGAACACCAUUAAUACAAGCAAUAUUAAGUAGAUCAGUUGCAGCUGCUGAAUUUCUUUUAUCAAAUAAUGCAAAAGUUAAUUUAGCUGAUCAAGAUGGAAAAACACCACUUCAUUAUGCAACACAAUUAGCACAUAAAGGCCGAGGACCAAUUAUUCUCUUAAUUAAACGUGGUGCUAAUCCAUUAUUAAAAAAUAAAGAUGGUAUUGAUGCAUGUUCACUUUCAAUGGAUGUUGGUGAUCCAGAUGUUAUAACAUGGUAUCGUUUAGUUGCAUUACAUGAACAAAUGAAAGAAGAAGAUGCUGAAGCUGAAAAAGCUUAUAUCUCAAUACUUGAUGAUUCUGUUUAUAUCAAAGAAAUAGCGAGAACACCUUCAUUUUCUUAA